CUUUCCCUAUAAAAGACACAUAAAACUCGAUGUGUUCCGGAUAGAAGCAUCGAAGAAGGGGGUUUGCGAAAAUGGGGUCGGAACACGAUGAAGUUAAACAGAGGGAUUUGAUGUAUAGACUGAUGAUAAGUCAGCUAUUCUAUGAUGGACAUCAGAAGCUGGCUGUUUCAUUGUCGACUCUAGUGAAGGCCCACCCAGCCUGUCCUCCCUCUGACCGACUCUUCAAGGUGCUCAAGUAUGGCCUGGAGAUCGAAGAAGAGAUCCAUGGGAAAGAGCUGAUAGGAUCUGAAAAUGUAGCCCCUGGAUCUGGGAUUGACCUGGAAUAUGAAACAGAUGUUCAAACCAUAUCCCCAGAGGCAGCUUUGUACGAGACCUGUUACGUGACAGCUCACAAGGGGCCAUGUCGUGCUGGUGCCUUUCACAGUGGAGGAAAACUGAUAGCUACUGGAUCGGAAGAUUCUUCUAUCAAGAUUUUAGAUGUAGAGAGGAUGUUGGCCAAGAGUGCAACACCAGCCGAAAUCAUUGCCAUGGAAACGCCUCAGCAGGCCAUGGAGAACCACCCAGUCAUCCGAACUCUGUAUGAUCAUAACGAUGAGGUGACAUGCCUUGAUUUUCAUCCCAACCAUCAGAUUCUGGCUUCUGGCAGCAAAGAUUUCAGUAUCAAGUUCUUUGAGUAUUCUAAACCAUGUAAGAAAGCAUACAAGAGUAUACAGGAAGCAUCAGAGGUACGCUGUCUGUCAUUUCACCCGUCGGGAGAGUAUAUCCUCUGUGGUACCAAACAUCCCACCUUGCGUCUGUAUGAUGUAAACACAUUCCAGUGUUUUGUUGGCCGACAUCCUAGCCAUCAACAUGAAGGACCACUUACAGCGGUUAAAUGGUGUCCGAAUGCUAACCUGUUUGUGACAAGUUCAAAGGACGGGGACAUUAAGAUCUGGGACGGAGUAAGCAAUCUCUGUAUCAACACAUUUAAAAAAGCACAUGAUGGCAACGAGGUGUGCUCCGUCACCUUCUCAAGAAACUCAAAGUAUGUAGUAUCUAGUGGUAAGGACUCACUCGUGAAGUUGUGGGAGCUGUCUACGAACAGGUGUCUCAUCGUGUACACUGGAGCAGGGGCUACCGGCAAACAGCAACACCGCACACAGGCAGUGUUUAACCAUACUGAAGACUACGUGCUGUUCCCUGACGAGGCUACAACAAGUCUGUGCUGCUGGGAUUCAAGGAAUGCUGAAAGGCAGCGUCUCUUGUCAUUAGGUCACAAUGGUGCAGUCCGAUACAUAGCACACUCGCCAACUGGCCCUGCAUUUAUCACGUGUAGUGAGGACUUCAGAGCACGAUUCUGGUACAGGAAGGCCGACACUGACUAACCCUGACCUCUAACGGACAUUCUUCACCGACGCUCAUCAGUCAUGAUAUCAAAUAUCACGCCAUUGAUAAAUUCAUAUGUAUCAUAUUUUAUUUUCACCCUGUUCUCAAUAAUACUGGAUUAGUGUACGAGUACUGAACUUGAAAAUCAUCUGACUGCAGGGACUUUUCUGUGUGGUGCAAUUGUUGGAUAAGGUAUAUUUUACCUUUAGGAUACUUCUGGGGAAAAUGUUUUUGGGUUAUUAGGCCUUAUGUAACAUAAGUGUGUCCCUUACCCAUUUCUUUGUGAAUGAUGGCAGUAACAGGAAUGAUUGUGUGUGUGUGUUUGUGAAAAGCUAGAUAUGUGUUAUGUUUUCUGAUCAUUUCACAGGGAAAAGUUCAUUAAAAAUGGAUUGAUUACACGAAAACUUCUGUAAAAACCCCACACACUUAAAUUUUUUAUUUGCAAACUAUAAAAUAAUCUUGAAAUUAUUAAAUAGACCAUUUUCAUGUAAAAAAUUGAAACAGAGCAAAGUGGGGAAGUUAAAUUUUCAUUUAUUUCACGUGACAGUUUAUACAUAUAAGCACAUAAUUUGAAAGUUUGACCUCCCAAGAUCUGCUAUUUAAAUGGCUGUUUGUGCGAUAAUAACCUGAGGGUCGGGUUUGAGAUUUUAACUGGCUUCAUAGUAAAAAUAAAAUGGAAUGGGAAGAACUUAAGUAAGAAAGUUCAACUGUUGAUUAUUUUCAAACUUCGAUAACCACCAGGUCUCAGGUGUUCACACUGAUAUAAACUGAAUGAUUUGAUAGAACAUGUAUCAAUUAAACAAGAUUAACAGGUUUUACUUACACGUUUCUUAAGAAAUAAACUGAAAUGUUGGUAAAAUUAAAUCUUUGGCAAAAACACUUCUAGAAUUUUAUGUUUUGACAGUGUAGAAUUUUAUAAACUUUAUUUUUGUAUUAAAUGAAUUAAGGACUAUUUCACAAAAAUGGUUUGAGGUGGCCUAUGUAUGGGUGUGGGGGGUUUGAAGGCACAUGUUGAGAUUGAUCAAUGGAUUUAAAUUUGAUUUUUUUUUUACUACCUGUAUAUUUAAAUUUCAAAAUGGAGACCACCAACCAUGGAAUUUGAUUUAGAUACCCAUUAGUUGUAAUUACGAAACAACAACAAAAAAAUAUAUAUAUAAUCUGCUUUCAGCCCCUUCCAUCAGACCUUUUUUUCUGGAAUAGUCCUAAAUGAAAUUUUCAAUAAAAUUUUAGAUUUCAUGAAAUUGUACAGAUUAGAUAUAUGUUAGGUAUAUGUUAAUGAUGUACUUUGUGUUUGAUCAGUAAUUCUGUACAUUCUAUACUGUAAUAAAUAUUGUGAAAUGCUC
Messenger RNA from Pecten maximus, 2708 nucleotides. RefSeq names its product cleavage stimulation factor subunit 1-like. Gene Ontology annotation, biological process: mRNA 3'-end processing. Gene Ontology annotation, cellular component: mRNA cleavage stimulating factor complex. The record is from RefSeq and is a predicted model, not a curated record. Lineage: Eukaryota; Metazoa; Mollusca; Bivalvia; Pectinida; Pectinidae. Gene Ontology annotation, molecular function: protein binding; RNA binding.